Molecule: messenger RNA, 3115 nt
Organism: Ochotona curzoniae (black-lipped pika)
Lineage: Eukaryota; Metazoa; Chordata; Mammalia; Lagomorpha; Ochotonidae
Gene: EVC
Product: EvC ciliary complex subunit 1
Exons: 21
Coding region: 1-2997 (998 amino acids)
Biological process (GO): smoothened signaling pathway
Source: RefSeq, a predicted model, not a curated record
AUGGCCUGCGCGAGCGACGCGCGGCUGCCGCUGGGCCGGGACGCGCUGCGCCCAGCACCCGCGCUGCUGGCCCCCGCCGUGCUGCUGGGCGCGGCCCUCGGAGUGGGCCUCGGCCUCUGGCUCGGCCGCCGCGCAGGCCGCCUGCGCCCGCGGCUCCAGAAAGAAGACAAUCAAAGUCUGCUCAAGAAUCUGGAGUGUGACACCCAGACCCCCCCGGAAUCCGGCUCCCCACCACGGAGGAGGAGAAGGGAUGCCCAGACGUCCCACGACGAGGAGGCCCUGGCUGAGUGUGAGCCAUCUCUCAGCAGCAACAUCACAGCCUUUGCACUCAAGGCCAAGGUCAUCUACCCCAUCAAUCAGAAGUUCCGGCCCCUGGCCGACGGCUCCUCCAACCCAUCUUUGCAUGAGAACUUGAAGCAGGCUGCUCUGCCGCACCAGCCCAUGGAGGCCUCCCCGUCCAGCAGCCUGGCCAGCCUGAGCCAGGCCGAGAAGGACGACGCCAGCUCCUCAUCCAGCGUCCACUCGGCGGCCAGCGACGACAGGCUCCUCAGCCGUACCUUCCUGCGCGUGCGCUCCUUUGCCGAGCUGCUGGCCUGUGAGAGCGUGGACAUCGGCCUGUGUGUGUACAGCCUUCACCUGAGGACCCUGCUGCAAGUGGACGCUGCACUGAGGCAGGAGGAGCGCAUGAUGUUCAUGCAGAUUUUUAAAAUGUGUCUCCUGGAAUCUCUUCCUAAAAAGAAGGCUGAUGAUGAGUUACACCAGAGGAUUCUUUCGAAACAAGAGAAGGAUUUGGAGGACUUAGAAAAGGAGCUAAAGGCCAAACUGUCCAACGCAGAUCUACUGGGCACUGGCGACUCCGAAUACAUCGCCCUGGUAGAGGUGGAGAGGAAGGAGCGUGAAUUCUCAGAGCAGCUGGUGGGCCACAUGGAAACUUUCUGGAAACAGAUGGAAAACAUCCAGCAUUUUCUUGUGGACCAAUUGAAGUGCUCCAGCUCCAGGGCCCGCCAGCUCGUGACUGCGCUGACCGAGAGAAUGACUGUGGCCCAAGGCCUGCUGCACGAGGCUCAGGACAUGCAGGCCUUGGAUGCCCUGGAGAGGACCAUGGCACGGGUGCACCUGGCCAAGGCCGUGGAGUCCCUGCGGCUGCAGGUGCAGGAGGAGACCCGCUGCCGCCUGGCCGCCAUCUCCCACGGCCUGGAGCUGCUGAGUGCCGAGGGGAAGCUGUCGGCGCGCCACAGGGAGGAACUCCUGACCCAGCAACAUAAAGCCUUUUGGGAGGAGGCGGAGCGCUUCAGCAGGCAGUUUGUCCAGCAGGGCCAAGAGCUGGCCAAAGUGUCCCUGGCUCACCACACAGAGAGGAUGACACAGCUCACACUAGCCCAGGAAGAGGAGCGGAGAAGCUUCCUGGCCGAUGCCCAGCUGAUGGCCAGCCCCAAGGAGUUCCUCCAGGCCUUCCACGGGGUCCUGGAGAGGCAGAGGCUGACGCGGAGUGACCUGGAGGAGCAGGAGGACAUCAGAGCCGCUGAGGCCAUGGUCACACUCUGCCAGGAGCUGUUCGGCAACACCGUGCAUGCCUUCCAGCGGCUGGUGGACACGCUGUUCCUGCAGACACUCCCACACCAGGCGGGGCUGCCAGGUGCCGAGUGCGAAUCCUUGCGACAGGAGGUGCAGGCCAACAUGGUGCGGCAGCUGGGGCAGUCGGACCGCUUCCGGAAGCAGCAGUGGCGCCUCUUCCAGGAGCUGCUGGAGCAAGAGGAGCAGGUGUGGAUGGAGGAGUGGGCGCUGUCCGCGGUGCUGCAGGUGCAGCUGCGGGAAGGCCACGAGAGGACCAUCCGCGCAGUGUUGAGCCGACUCGGUGGCCUCACCGACGAGUCCACGCGGGGCAUCUUGCAGGUGCAGGACCUGCUGCUGCGCUCAGCACUCCGGCGGCUGGCCCUCCGCAGCAGCGCCAUUGCCACACUCACACAGAUGAGGCUGUGCGGGAAGAAAACGCUCCUGCAGGAGCUGCGGGAGCAGCACGUGCUGGAGCAGGGCCCUUCCCAGUGCCUGGACGAGCACCAGUGGCAGCUACUCCGAGCCCUGGAGGCACGUGUCCUGGAGGAGGCCGGCCGGCUGGAGGCGGACACGCAGCAGACGCGGCUGCAGCUGCAGCAGCAGCUCCUGGCGGAGGCCCGGGAUGUCGGGCAGCUGUUGCAGCAGCACAUGGAGCAAGCCAUCGGACAGGCGCUGCUGGGGCAGGCGCGCCAUGCGGCCUCCCGGAGCCGGGCCAAGGACAGGGAUGGCUUCAAGAGGACACUGCUGGAGGCGGCCGUGGAGAGCGUGUACGUGAGCGGUGCCAGCGUCGGCCGCCUGGUGCAGGACUAUUACCAGCAGGUGGGGCGUGUCCUGCAGGAGCACGGGGAGAGGAGGCUGGCACAGCUGCGCAGCCUGCAGGGUGAGAGAACGGAAAGCUACAAACAGCGGAAAAUGGAAGAAGGCCGCGAGCCACCGACAGGGAACGGGCUGGCUGCUGGAGUGCUCGGUGCUUCACAGGCUGUACAUGACAGGAUGCUGUCCCGGCAGGCACGCUUCCUGGCCCAGUUCACCGUGCACCAGCAGGUGCGCCUGGAUGCCUACCAGCAGAAAGCCCAGGCCAUAGACAACCUGGAAGCCCAGCUCGAGACCCAGCUGCAGGAGGCCGAGCAGAACUUCCUGUCUGAGCUGGCCGCCUUGGCCCGGGUGCCGCUUGCAGACAGCCAGCUGUUCCCUACGAAGCGCAGGCUGCCAGAAAAGCCGCUCAGGACCAAAAGGAAGAGGCCCCCACCCGCGGAAAGGGGGGACCCGGGAGCACCCCUGCGUGAGGAGCAGGCCUCUGUGGAGCAGCCCGCGGCAGUGCUCAGCAAGAGGCUGAGUCAGCAGGAAAACGAAGCUGCCGAGGGUGAGGGCUCCAAGGAGACGCUGAAGAAGAGCAGUGGCUUGGAGCUCAGGGCCGCCUCCCGCCGCGGGGACCCAGCCUGAAGCCCUGCUCCUGGGAGAUGGGGCUGCCUUGACGGGGCACAGGACAGACUCUGCUUCCUGCCAUCACCUCCUACGCAACACAGCAUGGCUGGGGCGGUUUGUGUCGCUGUUAGGAUCU